Maudiozyma barnettii is the source of this 894-nucleotide messenger RNA. RefSeq names its product cytochrome b5 reductase family protein. Gene Ontology annotation, biological process: ergosterol biosynthetic process. NCBI's taxonomy places the organism in Eukaryota, Fungi, Ascomycota, Saccharomycetes, Saccharomycetales, Saccharomycetaceae. Bases 1 to 894 code for a protein of 297 amino acids. The record is from RefSeq and is a predicted model, not a curated record. The transcript has a single exon. Gene Ontology annotation, molecular function: cytochrome-b5 reductase activity, acting on NAD(P)H.
AUGAACAGUAUUUUAACAAAACAAAGAAAAAUCAUGCCAUAUAUUGCUGGAUCAAUCGUCCUUGGUGGUAUCGCAGUCGCCAUCUAUCGUCGUCGUCAAUUCUCCAAAUGUACCGCGGGUCAUACAUUUAAAGGGAUCUUCAACUCUGUGGAGUUACCAAUUGUCAAAAUUAUUGAAGAGACCCAUGAUACAAAGCGGUUUAUUUUCCAAUUGCCUGCAGACUCUACAAACAACGGACUGACACUUUCCUCUAUGAUCCUUGCCUCUGCAAAAGUCCAAGAUGGAUCUAAUGUCACUAGGCCAUACACUCCUAUCAACAAAGUUGAUUCCGCCGAGAACAUUGAAUUAUUAGUGAAACAUAUGCCACAAGGUAAGAUGUCUGGUCAUUUAUUUGGAUUGAACGUUGGUGAUAAAGUAUCAUUUAGAGGUUCUGUGAGCACCUAUAAGUAUGUUCCAAACAAGUUUGAUGUGAUGACGUUAUUGGGUGCAGGUAGUGGUAUUACGCCAUUAUAUCAAUUAGCUCAUAAUGUGAUUGAAAAUCCCCAAAACAAGACUAAAAUCAAAUUGUUGUAUGGUAAUAAGACCGUUGAAGAUAUUCCUUUCAAAAAGGAAUUGGAUCAAUUGCAAAACAAGUAUCCCGAAAAUUUCGAAGUUGUAUAUUUUGUUAGUGAUCCAAAAGCUAGUGACUUCAAAGGUGAAAUUGGUAAUAUCAGCAAAGAUUAUUUGAAGGCAAAUAUUGCCCAUCCUCAGGAGAAUACACAACUGUUUGUCUGUGGACCUUCAGGGUUCAUGAAGGCAGUCUCUGGCGAGAAGAAAAACUUAAUCAUUCAAGGUUCCUUGUCUGGGUAUCUUCAAGAACUUGGGUAUUCGAAGUCACAAGUCCACAAAUUCUAA